Messenger RNA from Guillardia theta CCMP2712, 778 nucleotides. RefSeq lists its product as hypothetical. The transcript has a single exon. Lineage: Eukaryota; Cryptophyceae; Pyrenomonadales; Geminigeraceae. The record is from RefSeq and is a predicted model, not a curated record. Bases 63 to 644 code for a protein of 193 amino acids.
CGACACAUCAAACAACUGCCCUCGACGCCUCCCGCUUGUUCCAGACAACUGACAGAUUUGCGAUGAUCAGCAACGACAAGAGCAUGCAGAGUCAGAUGAAGUUGCAAGCGAGCAACUUUUCUGGUGACAUCUCGCUAGCUGGAGAAGGGCCUUCUGUCCUCAAGAGGUUCAAGCCUGAUACUACUCCCCGUGCUCGCGGGGUCGACCAGGAUCGGGUCUUGACGGACAGCAGUCGUUCGUCUCUGUCUGCCAGCUCUAGUUGUGUCUCGCCCAUCUCUUGUCCCAGCCUCUCCUCCAUCAUCACGAGCAAUCGUUCCUCGUCCCCCCUCUGGUCCAUGCCCUCAGGAACGGGGGAGCAGAAGCUGGAAUCCGUCCAUUCCUUCUCGGACGUGAACAAUGACUUGGGUGUCGGCGUGAGCCACAUACGGCAGCGGGAGGGAGCAGGUGUCUCGGACCCGUUCCAACCAGCCUCAAGCAAGGCAGGAGGGGAGGAGGUAGGCAAGGAGGGGAGCGAUGCUCCGGCGGUUGACCCGGAGGUCGAUGACUCGGAUUUGACGAUGGGGCCGGGAGAUCCCUGGACCUUCAGUGCUUCUUCUUUCACAUCUCGCACAUCAGAAAACAAGAGGAGAUAUGAACCCUUCUAGGAGCCUCGUGUACAUCAUUUCAGGAAUAUUCAUUAUCUUGUAUAUACAGGUAUAACAUAGUUUCAUCUCAAUGUUGUAAGAAAAUUCUUUGUAGUCUUGCUGAGUUUAGAAAUGAAUAAAUGAGUCUUUCCGUC